AUGUGUUCUCUGAUCGCUGUAAGACAAGGUGUUCUGACGAGAGCACAAAACCGCCUCACACGGAUCCUAGAGACACACACUGGUCUACUCAGCCUCAACAAGGAAACUUGCGACAUCAUCGAAAUGCAAAAGCUGUUCAAGAAGACGAAAGCAUCGUACCUACUGGAGAUGCAGAAGGUCAAAGAAGCGAUGGACCGGUACGCGCAAGCAAUCGACAGCGCGGACGAGUUUCAUUCAAAAACGGACCUUCUCAAUUGA
Haemonchus placei is the source of this 258-nucleotide messenger RNA. NCBI's taxonomy places the organism in Eukaryota, Metazoa, Nematoda, Chromadorea, Rhabditida, Trichostrongylidae. The record is from the annotation of a GenBank genome assembly.